CUCAUUAAUUGACAAACAAAAAACUAAACGAACAAAAAUAACAUCACAUCCGAAUUCAAAUGCGCAAACGGAUGAACUAAGUGAAUCCCAACAUAGCUACUUCCUCCCACUUCCUCCUCCGGUUACACAUUCGCUUAUAUAUUUGUUUACAACAUUAAACCAUUUCUUACUCGUUUACUAAGAAAAUAAAAAAUAAUAAAAAUAAUAAUACAAAAAAACUUUACGUAAUCUUACGCACACACAAUUUUCGUUUAUUGCAAAGAAAGGUGGGGAUCUUGUAUUUUACUUUCUUGUUGCAAUAAAGAGAAAGUGAAAGUGUAUUAUUAUCUCUCAACCAACCUCAAAGAUACAUUGCGCUGAUCGAGUAGUGGUGCACAGUUCGUUUGGAUACUUCAUAUCGAGUACUUGGAAUAUACCCCAAGAUACAGUGGCUUUGGGUGCUUCGAGUAGCAAAUUAUACGAACUCUAAUUUAUUAUUAAAACCGAUGCAAGAUGCAAUAAGUUCAGAAGGACUUAACUAUUAGAUCCAUUACGACACCUCUGCUAAGUAUCCCAAGUCGAAGGAACUUUAUAACAAAUUAACGAGUUUGAUUUUGUUUAAAGGACGACACAUCGAAGGACCAAAAAUGCCAGCUUUAGGUUCCAUCAUUUUGUUGGGAAUGAUGAUGUCCCUUUCAGUGGUGGUUGUAGCUUUUCAGUUUCCAGAGAAUGGAAAUAGCAAGCCUCGAUCUGCAUCGGGCUCCGCGCCAUCGCUAUCGCCAUCGCCAUCACAUCAGCAACAAGCCACAACUUUGAAACCGAAAUUAAUUCGAACCGAAUUACGUGUGAGCAGAAAUUUGAAUUUCGAUGAUACAGAAGUGAUCAAUGUGCGGGGUAAUAAUGGUGAAAUGACUCAAUUGCUCGUUAAAAAGAGACCUCGGAAUGCAGAGAGCUUUGGGCAGCCUAUUAGUGAUUCCGUGAACAGAUACUUCAAACGUGCUGUGGACAAUAAUGAUAGCUUGAAAUUAUUUAAUCUUCCACUUAUUUUGAAUGCGGCCAUAAAGACUGCUGACAAUGCGGAUCACCAUCAUCAGCGGCCCGAGGAGGAGGAGAGCUUUGGUCGAACCGCACAGAAUUUCUUCUACAACAUCAUGGGAAGCAUUCCCGAAUCUAUAGCCAAAUCGACGUUAGCAGUGUUCGAGACGAAGGAUCAACCCGAAAAGAAAUCCAAACAACCCAAAAACAACGAAGCGAGUCCAAUUCUAUUCUCACCCGAAGAGAUUCCAGUUAUUGAGGGAGUUCGUGUGCCCGACGACGAAGAGGACAAGGUCAAGAUUUGGCGAAAUGCCAGAGUGAUUAAAAACGAACUAGUUCCAUAUAAGAGCGGUUAUCGACCCCCUAGAGCUAGACCUGUUCAUUUACUCGAUAUGCCCGAGACAAAUAAAAUGACUAGGCGAGCAGGCAGAGCCGGACUAGGACCGUUUUUUGUGUCGGAUAAUAUCGAAAAUGUGCAUGCCGAGUUCAAACGGGCCAAGGGUCCGUUCUUUGCCGUAGACAACAUACGUAAUAAUGAUUUAUUCGAUCAACCACAAGUUAAUUCUUAUGAAUCGAAUGCAAAUCAAUUUCGUAAUUUCGGCAAUGAAGAUAUAGUUUUUAAGGUCCGCGAGCCAGUUCGAGAGUACUCUAAUCCGGAUUUGGGUGUAAAGAAGGUUAAUUUGUAUGAAGGUUAUGCGAACGCCGCCGCCGCAUAUAGCCAGGAUGUAAAUCGACGAGGACAGUUUUUUCAGAGUGUCCCCAUAAAACAAGCACAAUACUACAAAGAACCGGAACCCAAAAAAGUACAAUAUUACACUAAUUUAAAAAGCAGCAGUUGGAAUGAUGUAAGAGCCCAACAGCAAGCUUAUUCAAAUAGAAACACAAACAACAAUAAAAGAAACGGCUUCGAGUUAAUUUACAAUGAACCAUACCAAUUUAAUAGCAGAUGGGGGAUAACACAAUAGACGGCUAUUUGUUGGUCUGUUUUAUUCAUUCAAG
Eupeodes corollae is the source of this 2013-nucleotide messenger RNA. RefSeq lists its product as uncharacterized. The transcript is spliced from 2 exons. NCBI's taxonomy places the organism in Eukaryota, Metazoa, Arthropoda, Insecta, Diptera, Syrphidae. The record is from RefSeq and is a predicted model, not a curated record. The coding region runs from base 627 to 1979 and encodes 450 amino acids.